UGGAUGACUUCGAAAAUAACACCACUGUCUUGUCUGCCCUGAGAUCCCUCAACAACUUCAUUUCACUGGAGGGGGUGUCUGGGCCGGCGACGCCAGGCUCGUCUCGAAGCGCCUUGCAGAUUCAGUACCAGCAGAGGGUGCAGAUGGAAGAACAAGCUGGGCAGAUCCACUCCAAAUCCCAGCUCCUGCAGGUGGAACGAGAGAAGAUGCAGAUGGAACUUAGCCACAAACGCGCUCGCAUUGAACUGGAGAAGGCAGCUAAUACCAACGCCAGGAACUAUGAGCGAGAAGCUGACCGUAACCGGGAGCUGCUGACACGCAUAAAGCAAUAUCAGGAAAGGGAAACAGAAGCUGAAAAUAAACUGAAAGAACAAAUGGAGAUGAACAAAUGCUAUAAGAAGAGCAUGGAGACAAUGAGUAAGAAGCUGCAAGAGAAGGAGAGCAAAUUAGCUGAAGCCAAUGAAAAUGAAUGCUUGGAUAAUUCACUGAUUUCAGCUCUUUGGGAUGAGCAGAACAUCUUUCCAACCCUCAGCCUUUUCAGAUACCACUCCAGUUAAGUUCAACUAGUUCAUUUGUAACUUUUCUCUUUAAUUGCAUCAGCUGUGCACCGCUAGAGUCCUUAAGCUGCCUCACUAUCACUAGAAAUAUUUGUAUGAUAAAGCAGGUAAACAUGUAACAUGCCAUUUAUUGGUGCUUAAAAACAGGGAGACAGUGAUGGCAUGUGAGAGAAACUAAACUCAUAUAUGAAAUGUGUGCAGCAUUUCUGUUCCUGUGUUCUUUUUAUUAUAUACAUCAGUAUCAAGAGGAGAACCCUGCAUGUUUCUCUGUCUGGAAAACACCUUACAUGUGGAAUGUUUUGAGAUUUUUCUCUGUUAAAGGGAGAUGAAUAAUGGCUAUUUGAAACAAACCUGUGAGGUUCCCUUUAGAGUAAAUAUACUUAGAACAACAUUUGUAAAUCCACUGACCUCCACUUUUAAAGAAAGCAUAAUACAGUUGGUAUUUCGUUGAAGCAAACCCAGAUACUUCAAAUCUUGAAACCCAGCCAAAAUGUAUUUGGAAUGGUUGUGAGAUAAUGUUUUUACUUUAAUAUAUAUAGUUGUGUUUUAUCAUCAUCUAGCUUUGAAGCUUGAUAGUUUUCAUGCCAGUUUGAGGUCACCCACUUAAUAGGUAAUGGAAAUGACAAUUUGGGUGACAGAUGAAAGCAACUAAAUGACUUUCUCUUGCCUUUGUUUUUGAGGUGAGUUUGCAGGUCUGAAGGUUUGCAAGAGUGGGAUUAUUUCUAGAUUCACUGCUCAUACUUUUAAUUUGGAUAUGAUUUCUGUCUAUCACUAUCCAUAAUGUUUGGCUUGGAGAGUCAUAGCCUUCUGUGUUUAUUCUUUCUUUCCAUUAAUUCAGACAAUCACUGUAUUAAAAGGGAAAAUAUCAGAGCUGCAAUGGAGUAAAAUGAAUCAAGAGAUGCAGAUGACAAGCCAAGACUCUCAGAAGCAGGAACUGAUGGAACAGCUGGAUGUUCAACAUAAAAAAUGGCAAGAAGCUUGUCAGCAAAUCCAGAUGUUGCAAGCAAACCAAUCCCACCUAGCAGAAUAUGAACAGAAGAUUAAGGAUCUGGAACAGAAACUCUCCCAGCAGGAACAUGAUGCUCUAAUUGUCAAGAACAUGAAGACAGAACUGGCUCGUCUCCCAAAAAUGGAGCGGGAAUUGCGCCAACUCAAGGAGGAAAAUGCCUACUUCAGGGAAAUGAAAGAAAACAAUGGAUUGCUCAAAGAGGAGGUAGAAGGUCUCCAAAGAAAACUGGAACGCUACGAGAAGGUCCAAGCACAGCUCGUGGCUGUUGAAUUGGAAAAUGAGAAACUUCUGGGAAAAUUGAAAAGCUGGGAGAAAGUGGACCAGAGCACUGGCUUGAACAUCAGGACACCUGAUGAUCUCUCAAGGCAAAUUGUGGCCCUGCAGCAAAGGGAGCUGGUGCUGAAAGAGCAGAACUCUACCAUCACAAGCAGUGCCCGAAUACUAGAGAAGGCCCGGGUGCAGCUACAGGAGGAAAUAAUACGGAUUCAGAGCCAGCUCUUGGAGGAGAAGAAGAAACGUGAGCAGCACGAAGCGCUGGUCAGGCGGCUGCAGAAGCGUGUACUGCUGCUCACCAAGGAGCGUGAUGGGAUGCGAGCAAUUCUGGAGUCGUAUGACAGUGAGCUGACCCCUUCCGAGCACUCGCCCCAGCUGAACCGGCGCAUGCGUGAGGCCGAGGAGAUGAUGCAGAAGCUGCAUGCUCAUAACACUGAGCUGGAGGCUCAGCUGUCUCAAGUUCUGGAAGAAGCGGGGAAUCACAAGCAACGAGCAGAGAUGCUGGAGGUGGAGAUGAAGGUCCUGAAGUCUCAAGAGUGCACAGCAGAGCAAAGUACCGUCAUUACCAGGGAGGAGAUUGACACACUCAGGCAGAAAAUUGAGGAGCUGGAAGCUGAACGCAGCAAGCUGGAAGAGCAGAACAGAUCUCUGGAAAUGAAACUGGAGAAGCUAACUGUGCAGGGUGACUAUGACCCCAGCAAAACCAAAGUUCUUCAUUUCAGCAUGAACCCAGCAAGCUUGGCCAUGCAGCAGCGCAAGGAGGAGCACCAGCAGCUCCAGGAGGCGUACGAAAGGCUGAGGGAGAUGGUGAGGGUGCUCGAAGGAGGUGGUUCCAUCCCUGAGAAUCUGGAAGGACUUGGGAGUUUACAGUCAUCACAAGAAAUUGCAGAGCUGAAGAAGCAAGUGGAAAGUGCAGAACUGAAGAACCAGCGUCUGAAAGAAGUUUUCCAGACCAAGAUCCAGGAGUUCCGCAAGGUGUGCUACACGCUAACGGGGUACCAGAUCGACAUCACAACUGAGAACCAGUAUCGGCUCACCUCCAUUUACGCUGAGCACCAAGGGGACUGCCUGCUUUUCAAGGCCUCCAGCUCCUCCGGUCGAAAGAUGCAGCUUCUGGAAAAUGAGUUCUCCCGAACCAUCCGGGAGCUCAUCGAGCUCCACCUGCUUCGCCAGGACAGCAUCCCAGCCUUCCUCAGCGCACUCACCCUCGACCUCUUCAGCCGUCAGACCAUUGCUUAGCAUCCCACUGCCAGUACCAGCCACAUGGAGAGCACUCCUGGGCAGGUCACUUGAGGUAGCAAGGAACAAUUCUCCCCUCCCAUCCUUUAUUUGUGGUAUUGGGUUGUUUCUGUUUUGCAGGGAACUCCUUUUUCCCCCUUUCAUCCUGAAAUCCCACUUUGAUUUCUCUGAAAAGCAUCACUUCCCUCCUGUGGGAGGGCAAGUCUAGCUCCAUCCCAGGGCUCUCCUGUGCCAAGACCCAGUUGCUGCCUUUGAACUGGGAAAUGUGUUCAUCACUGCCUAGCCUGCUUUGGCAUCUCUUUGGGAAUAUGGUGGGAACUGGUGGUUUGAGGAGUCAUGGCAUCACCAUUUGCAGCUUUUCACAAAAGGAUCCCCUAAAUCCCAUAAAUCCCCUAAAUCUGGGCUCUGGCAGAGAGAUGAGCCUUGCAGGAGGCUGGUGCUUCCUGCCGUCAUGGUUGCCCUCUCCUAAUGGGAGCCGAGGGCUUGGUCCUUGAAGCCAGGGACCUGCAGAAGGAUCAUCGUCAUAAGUAGCAGAUUCUAUGUAGAUACCUCCAGCUUUUGCAAGCAGCUCAUCUCUCAACAGGGCUGAAAUCAUUUUCCAAGAUAUCCCGUUGCCUGAGUCUGCCAUCACUCAGCAGACAAGCACAAGCAUAAAUUGCCAUUAGAAGGCCCUGUACCUCUGUUGACACCACUGUGUUGUGUGAUGCGCUCAGAUGUCACUGGUGUGCUUUUUGUUCCACACCAACGCUCUUAGGCUCUUGGUUAUUUCAGGACUUACAGAAGGUGGGAGGGAGCAAUUUGGGUUGUGCUCACUGCUGCUGGGUUUAGCUUGCUGCCUGCCACCAGGCUGUGGGUACCUGUUCACCUUGACAGGGGUCUCCUUCCUCCUUUCCUCCAUGGAGAACAGAGCACCCCCUCAAGUCUGACAUUUUGUGUUAAAAUGGAUAUAGUUCUUCUAUUAGAAGAAUAAAGUGUCACUUCCUGAA
Strigops habroptila (Kakapo) is the source of this 4064-nucleotide messenger RNA. It is a transcript of the gene MAD1L1, whose product is annotated as mitotic arrest deficient 1 like 1. The coding region runs from base 1444 to 3078 and encodes 544 amino acids. Gene Ontology annotation, cellular component: mitotic spindle; nuclear envelope; kinetochore. Gene Ontology annotation, biological process: mitotic spindle assembly checkpoint signaling; attachment of mitotic spindle microtubules to kinetochore. NCBI's taxonomy places the organism in Eukaryota, Metazoa, Chordata, Aves, Psittaciformes, Psittacidae. The transcript is spliced from 17 exons. The record is from RefSeq and is a predicted model, not a curated record.